Messenger RNA from Astrephomene gubernaculifera, 814 nucleotides. Lineage: Eukaryota; Viridiplantae; Chlorophyta; Chlorophyceae; Chlamydomonadales; Astrephomenaceae. The record is from the annotation of a GenBank genome assembly.
CCGCCCGACGCCUGCGCCUCCUUCACCACCACACUCAGCCAGGCGGCCCUGUACCGACUCAGCGGGGACUACAACCCACUACAUGUAGACCCGGAGGUGAGCUCCCGAGUGGGUUUCCCGCGCCCCAUCCUUCACGGGCUGUGCAGCCUGGGUGUGUCCGUGCGGCUGGUGCUCCGCGCGUUCGGGGGCGACGACCCCAGCCGGUUGCAAAGCGUCAAGGUGCGCUUCUCCAAGCACGUCUUCCCGGGGGAGACGCUACGAGUGGAGAUGUGGCUCGAGCAACAGCAGCAGCAGGAGCAGCAGCAGCAGGAGCUACUGUCCUCGCAGCAGCAGCAGCGGGAGGAGUCUAGCCCCAACCCGACCGCCGCCUCCGCCACCACCACCACCACCACCAAGGUCAUUUUCCGCACUUGGGUUGAAGAGCGGAAGGUUCUAGCGAUCACUAAUGCGGCAGUGGAGCUGCUGCCGCCUGCCUCUCGGUUGUAGUGCUGCUGCAGGGGGGGAUGUGGUACCGAUAGGAAGACACCCAGCCGCGAUAGAGGUACGGGCCGUGACCGUAGUUGACCUUCUAAACAGAUGAUGUGGAGAGAGGGUUAGGCGUUCGCAGCAGGGGUUGAUGGUUGACAGAAGAAGAAGCAAGGCAAGGACACUAGUCAAGGCAGGUCCUGCUGAUGUAUUACAUGAGGGAGAGGAGAAGGUUGGGGUCCGGGCUGCUGGUCACAUUGCUUUUGUGUACACUAGGCGGGGACAAGUUGAACGGUGACCCAAAGGCAGGUAGACCGGUAUACGGUACACCAGCUCUUUCUACGUCAAC